Cantharellus anzutake is the source of this 726-nucleotide messenger RNA. RefSeq lists its product as uncharacterized. The coding region runs from base 187 to 585 and encodes 132 amino acids. NCBI's taxonomy places the organism in Eukaryota, Fungi, Basidiomycota, Agaricomycetes, Cantharellales, Hydnaceae. The transcript has 3 exons. The record is from RefSeq and is a predicted model, not a curated record.
CGCUCCAGUCCUGUAACUAGGACUCGCAAUCAGAUCAAGAUGGCGACCGUAAUUGAGCAAGGUAGUUCUCAAUAUAGUCGGAAUCCCCUAUAUAAUCCUUAAGUGUUGGGCUUCCCUCCCUUUCCUCUUCUGAGUCCUUCUUGCGCGAAUGCGCGAAACCCAGUAGCAGCAGUUCUAAAAGCCACAAUGCGAUUCUGGAGUCUCUUCUCCCUAAUCGCUGUACUUCCUAUCGUCGCAGCUGAUUUUCACGUUGGCUCAGCCCGUUGCACUCAGUCCUUCCCACAUACCGCGGGUGCGGAAGCCAUUUGGGGGGUUAUCAUCCCUUCGAAUCAAGACGGUUGCAUUGGUGCAACGACCUUGUACUUUGGCCAAGGCAUUCAAUAUGGGCCAGGCAUGACCACCAAAGUUUGCGGUGCUACAAUUACGAUUUCCGGUAACCAAACGUGGCGCAGCUCGGAUGGAAAAUACGGACCUUGUUAUUGGCUUAACGGCGUCGUUGGAGCAGUUACGGGGUGCUCGAGUGCACCUUACGAGACGUGCGUAUGGACCGAUUAUAUGUGGUGCCAGUCAGACUUGUGCAAGUAGCAAGGAAAUCGGUAGCAGGGUCUGGCGGAGCCAGGCGCUCCCGAGAUGUGAGCAACCUCAUUCGAGGACGUAGAGACCAAGACGUCUUUUCCCGGCAGGCUCAAGACGUUUUCUUCGUGGAUUAUUACCGCAGGCGCAAUG